GUUUGUAUUUACUCGUCUCUCUAGAUAAAGUUGGACUUCUUCUCUUCUACUCUAUUGGUCCCAUAUGAUAUGGGUCUAUUAUAGUGGUUGACUUUGAACUGGCCCAACUAUGGUCAUGCUUAUGGGAAGCCACUAUGUGGUACUAUUGCUCCUACUCUAGAGGCCUGAUACAAAGGACACCAGCUGAGUUGUAGUGCAGUUACGACUGCAAUAAACUCAAUGGAAGUCUGCGUAACGCAGUGUUUGUUAGCCGUCAGUCAGUCGAGCCGAUAUGGCGACCAGGAAGAAUCUGCGUUUUAGAGCCGCUUCUCCUUUCUGAAACUUUAAAAUGCUUCAAAUCAGCGCAGUUGGAUCGUAAAGGAAUGCACCUCGGUUAACACACUGUUGGAAAAUAUACACGUGGACAAAUCUCUCCCAAUCGGAAGGAAAAAGGGUGUGUGAGGGUAGUAGAGAGGCUGAUUCUGCUGACUGAGGCGCCAUGGUGGAGCCAGGGGACAGGGAGGUGGCUGGCCAGAGGCUGGGGAUCCCAGAGAGUUUCGGGGUGUCUACCCUGGAACCAGGUCAGCGACCCCCAACCACGCCCCCAGGACGACAGGUCUCUAUCCGGGUACAGCUGCUGGACGACGUCACCGAGGUCUUCGACAUAUCACAACGAGCCCCAGCCAAGGCUCUGUUUGACCUGGUGUGUGUCCAUCUGAACCUGGCUGAAAGAGACUACUUCGGUCUCCAGUACCAGAACCCCAGGAGGAUGAUGGUCUGGUUGGACCUGCUGAAGCCCACCCUGAAACAGAUCAGACGCCCUAAGAACACCAUCCUUCGUUUUGUGGUGAAGUUCUUCCCUCCUGACCACACACAGCUGCUGGAGGAGCUGACACGGUACCUGUUUGCUCUCCAGAUAAAGCAUGAUCUGGCAUGUGGACGUCUGACCUGCAACGACACCAGUGCUGCUCUGCUGGUCUCUCAUAUCGUCCAGUCUGAGAUCGGGGACUUUGACGAGGUCCAGAGUUUUCAGCACCUUCUUCACAACAAGUACAUGCCUAACCAGGACGCUCUGAUGGACAAGAUCACAGAGUACCACCACAAGCACGUAGGACAGACUCCAGCGGAGUCAGACUAUCAGCUAUUGGAGAUGGCCCGGCGGUUGGAGAUGUACGGAGUCAGGCUCCACCCUGCUAAGGACCGAGAGGGGACCAAGCUCAGUCUGGCUGUGUCUCAUAUUGGACUGCUGGUGUUUCAG
Messenger RNA from Oncorhynchus tshawytscha (Chinook salmon), 1237 nucleotides. Its product is annotated as FERM, ARHGEF and pleckstrin domain-containing protein 1-like. Gene Ontology annotation, molecular function: cytoskeletal protein binding; guanyl-nucleotide exchange factor activity. Gene Ontology annotation, cellular component: cytoskeleton. NCBI's taxonomy places the organism in Eukaryota, Metazoa, Chordata, Actinopteri, Salmoniformes, Salmonidae. The record is from RefSeq and is a predicted model, not a curated record.